Messenger RNA from Fimicolochytrium jonesii, 6082 nucleotides. RefSeq lists its product as uncharacterized. Lineage: Eukaryota; Fungi; Chytridiomycota; Chytridiomycetes; Spizellomycetales; Powellomycetaceae. Bases 247 to 5820 code for a protein of 1857 amino acids. The transcript is spliced from 13 exons. The record is from RefSeq and is a predicted model, not a curated record.
AUAUGUGGCAUCAGCAAGAACUCUUUGACAUGCCUGAUGCCGAGCGAGGAGGGCCUGGUGGGGCACCGGCAGGCGCGUCUGGACCAGCCAAACCCAUCCUCCCAUCCGAGGACAUCCGUCAGCUAUGGAAUAACCAAAUGAUCAUCAAAGAUCAGAAGGGCACUCCGCUCAUGUACGAUGCGGCGAUAGAGGACAUGAAGAGCCAUGAAGCGAUUCUUCUGAAGCUGGCCACCAUGUAUAUCAACCAUGGCCGGGCAAGUCGCGAGGGCAGGGAAGACGACGAAGUUUUUGCCAAAGAUUUGGAGGCUGAACGAGCAUAUGGGGAAGCUAUCCGAUUGCGCAUCGCCGAGCGAAAAUGUGACGGAGGUUCUGCAAUUCAUCGAGGGUAGAUACACUUUUCUCAACCCAAAUGCGGAUAGGAUGCAAAUGCUUUUGGAGCUCUACGACCACGAAGUCAAAUUCCAAUUUGCAAAAAUUGAGUUGAUCAAUGCAUAUCUGGAGAUUUAUGAGCACACCAGCGAUCCGAAGAGCAUCAAGGAGAUAGGCCAGCUGAUAACGAACAUCGUUCAUACUCGCCCUGGAUAUGACUUUGAGAGUCCAUAUUUCUCGAGGGCAUACGCAAUGGCAACUCGCACCUUCCGCAUCCAAGCUCAGCUAAUUCUUGACAUGAUCAAAGACGGGGUCGAUCAGCACCGCAGCUGGUACCAGAAAUGCUUUGGGCGUUUGGACCCAACACUGGCACAAAACGAUCUUGACGGAAGCCAAGAGUUGACUGUCAAAGACGAGUGGGAGAACGCCGAGACCGCGAAAGGAUUAAGGAAGCUGGACAGCCCGAUUUCUGCCGGUUUGCCACCGAAAGAGGAUGGUGAAAAACAAACCGUCACAAUGCACCAUGCAUCUGUCAUCCUGGGCAUGACCGAGUUUGUUCCCACACUGGAUGGCAUCAUACAGAUUCACAAGAUUGCGUUCAGUGCAGCGUCAGAGAUGUUUGGGGUUACAGAAGAGUUGUUUCGACAGGGAAGGGCGUCGAACCUUGUGGACAGUAAGAAGAAACCGAUUGCCAAAAUCGACAGACAAGCGGUGGAAUGUGCUGUAUGGAAGGGAUUCCACAACAUGUGGCAGGCCCUCUAUGACCACAGUUUCCAUAUACCUCAGCCACGAAACCGGCGGCUCAUAGGGCGAAUUGAUGCGGAACUCUGGAUGGAGAACCCGCUGAUGCCCGAUAUCAUUCUGAUGGACCACUAUCAAACUUACGGCAAAACGGAUGCGGAGCCCGAACUGAAACAUAUUGCUGCCCGCACUCCAUUUACAGAUCCGGUAUUCAAGCCGAAGGCAGCACAUAUCUGCCAGCGCCUGAUCAAGCUAGUGGUACUGAAGGAUAGGCUCUAUUAUUCAUGGCGCAGUACCGAGAACUGGCGGAGAAUCUACGAAGGGCAGUUUCCGCAGCUUAAUGUCAACAAAGAUGCGUUUACGGGCAGAUUGAACUCGUUAAAGUUCGAUUUCCCGGAUGUGGCAGAUAAUACCGCCGUGGAAGAAGAUUAUGAGGAGGAGACCACGGACGGUGGCCCAGAUGAUGCGCAACAGGUGGCGGCAGAGUCGGACGAUGAACGAGACCCUGCAGUGCAAUUCGGGCAUUCUUACCUGCGCUUUGGCCCGCUAGCUGUUGCCGAGCUUGACGAGCAUCUGGCUUCAGCGAUUUCACUGCCGACUCCUUCGGCCCCAUUUGACCUAUCGACUGUUUCCGGUAUCAAUACCAGCUUGCGGCCAGAGCCUAUGCGGCAGAUGGCUUUCAGUUUGAAGAUUCAGACUGUAGAGAAGUUUUGGCAUAUGGCAGCCGUUGAACUGCAUCACUUGCUGCUAUCGGAAGUGCACGCCAAGCUGCUCAUCGAGGGCACUCCUGCAAAGAUUGAAAAAGCGAAAGGUUGGGAGCGGCGAAGCCCUCAACGCCAUGGCGAAACGCCGACAACACAAAAAACGCUCGAUGUGGACUAUCGCCUUCUCAUUACCGCCAUCGUGCCAAAAAAGAAAGCGUUACGCAAAAUGAUGCUCACGGAGUACAAUAAAGGGUUCCGAACCAGCGGAAACAUGACCGAAGAAGAACGUGAUCAAGUCUCGACAACAUACAAAUACAAUCUGUACGAAUGGUACUACAAUAACAUGCUGGAGAUCACACUCGAGGAGUGUGAGAGAGCAGAAUACGCGAAAAUCAUGAUUGACUUCCGCAAUACGGUCCAAAAGACUUCCUAUGGACGUCUCCUGUUUCGGUCGACGAAAGUUGCGCGCCACUUCGAUUAUUUCUCGAAUCAGGAUAAGCCAUCCGGGGCAGAGGCGGAAUUGGAUCCUUCGCAGCUCAGUAUGGAUGGCGUGGCCACUCAGGAAAUCAUUCAGACGGAUCUCGUUACAACCGAGAAAAUCUCCAAACUAUGGUUUCUUCCCUCAGUAACCGAAAUCGUCAUGACCUCAAACUCGAGCGAAAAGUCCCCAAAAGGGCCGUUUGAUCUGUCUCAGAGGGUCUAUCGCAAUAUCGGCACAUUUAGGAAAGCUCUCAGCAUCCAGUCUAUGCUGUUGGACAUCUUCUUGUUCGUCAAGUCAUAUGCACAUUUGCUGCAAGACAACAGACGUUAUGUUGUCCAAGUGCGCCAAGUUCGUGAGGCCGAUUACGUCGUGAACACCAUUGGCGCCAUCAAGAAGGAUAUGUCUUACCAAGGACAACAAGCAGACUUUGUGCGAGUGGAACAGUAUUUGGCAGCGAAAUGGAAGCUUUGGAUCUUGAAGUUGAAAUUGGCACUUGGCUGCUCCAUGUAUACUCUGGGAAUGACAGUCAAGCCAUACGCAUAUAUGCGACUGCUGUCUUAUCAGGAAAACCUGGCGAAAGAAGAAAUACCGGACUCCAUACCUCUCUUCCAGCAACUUACGACAGUCAGAAGGAUCUGUUUCACGCCGCGCAUAACGCCUUAUCCCAGUCCACACAUCUUUGGGGGUACAGGGCUCAAAACUGAUGCCAAGCGGUUAUGCGAUAAGAAAAUCCUAGAGCUGGAAGAAUGCUUGGAUGAAUUUCUGCAAGCCACGAUGCUGAACUUCGGUGAAAAUGCAGACGAAGUGAACCGUCUCCAGAGCGAUUUCUUGCUUACGGGCCUCAAGCUGUUGGCGCUGCGUCGCAAGUUCUUAGCGGGCAUUGUACCCAGUGGCAUAAUCCAUACUCGCGAGCAGUUGCAGGAGUUCUUUCGCCUGUACAAGAUGAAAGUCAUGGUACCGGCCAUACGUCUUUAUCACAAAAUGGGAGCGAAGGGAAAUGCCAGCAUACCGAUGUUGCUGAGGGACGAGAUGGUAACUGCUACUGUGGACUUUGACUUCAACCGAAUCGCCCAAGCGCUCUUCGAUCGCUGUCAGGUUGCAGUCCUACAAACCGAGCUUCAGCGCGAAUACACAUUCAAGCUUAUUCGUCAAACUCGAAUCUUUUAUGAUCGAUUGGCGGACGAGCGCACCGGCCGCCUGUUCAGGGUCUACGAUAGCUUGGAUAUUCCGUCGUCCACAGCUAACAAGGCCUUUGCAUUCCGGAUGACUGAGGAUGAUUAUGCUGUUAAGACCGCAAUGAUUCACGAUUUCGUCAAGGACCUCUGGCGAGCGAAUUCAGCUUUGCUGAAGGAGAUCCAGGAACCAGAAAAGAACAUGCCCGCCAAUAAGCAGCCAAAGGUUGUUAGUGGCCCCAAUCCGCUCUUAGAGCACGGAAGAGUCUUUACGUGUACCAGAGAUAUGCUUGGUCAAGCGAUCACCAAGCUAGCUCGACAAAUGAGCAAAUGGCAGGAGAAACGGCGAGGGGAGCAAGAACACUUCAUGGGCACAUUGAUGGGCCGAAUGAUGGAGAUGGCCAAAACAGGGGAGAAGCUUGUUAAGCACUUGGUGCAGGAGAAGAAGGAAUGGAUGGAGACGUACAAGAGAGAUGUCAGAGUCUCCGCAUUCCAGCUCAGCAGCGAACUUCACACGGAACUAGCGUCCACAUCCGUUGAGUUGGCCGAUUUGCGGAAACAACGACGAACGGAUGAGAGACGAAUCCGAUAUCGGAUUCUAGACGAGUAUGAUGAUCUCGUACAAGAGCUGGUCAUGGAAAUCAACGUGCUUAGAAACCGCUUCUCGGAAUAUCGCGUAAACACAUUCCAGGAAGUGAUGAGCAUCAUGAGCGAAGCGAAGAAGGACGAGCUUCACGUGCUCAUUGAUAAUCAGGAGAUGCCGGCGAACAUGAAGGACAGUGCCAAGUGGAUGAUCCGACAUGAGGAGGAGGCCCAGGCUUUGAGACAAGAAAACCACGAGUUGAAAAUGACCCUGCUGAAAGUACGCUCGAUGUUUAUCAUCAAGGAGCAAGCCUUGCGCUCCAUGUACGAGAAAAAGACGCGCAAACUAGCUGAGGGGAGCAAGUCCGCGGAAGAGAAGCUGUGGGAUAGCUAUCGAGAAGCGGAAGUACGCGAAAGUACGCUGAGGAGGCAGCUUGCCAAGGCUCAAAAGACCUUGAGCAGCAAAGAAGCGGAGUGCGACACGCUUCAACGGCACCUCCGCGAGGAGCAACAGAGAGUUCGGCAAUUGACACCAAUCACGAGUAGCAAAGAUCGGGCUGUUUCCGCUGGUGCCGGUGGCCGCCGAUACGCUGCUGUCGGUGGUGAUAACGAUCUGAACAAGAUUGCGGAGCUUCAAGACAGACUUAGCAGAUACGAGGCGCUCAAGAUUGACCUCAUCCUCAACGAACUACAAGAGAAGACCAAGCUGGUGGAGCAAAUGGUGGACGAAAAGCGGAAGAAAGGCGGUGUGGGCCAAACCGGGCGAGCAGGCGGGAUGGCCGGUGACAGGAGCAGCGGAGGCCAUCCAUCUGACCACCGUCGAAGAGCUGUAUCGGCUCGAUUAGCCAGACCACCAAUGGUCAUUAAAGCUAUAGCACCGCGACGGAAGGGUCUGGGACCUUACAGUGAAUAUCGGGAGUGGACUGCAGAGGAUGAGUCGCUCUCAGGACCCGGACAAAAGAUCGAGAAAGCCGUGAACGAUCACAUGGUCGAGAAAAUGAACAACCUAGCCCUCCAGAACAAGAUUUUACGCCAAGUACUUGAACAGUGCAACAUACCCGUACCGUCAGAGGCUGGUGAUUUUAUGGAAGAGUCGCCUCUCAAGCGAGGCACAUCGGAAUCGAGAAAAAGCGUCAUGUGGGUGGAUCAACAACAGCCCAGCACCUCGGACGAUCUGAACUCCGAAGACGAAAACGAUGACGAACCCGAUGGCAAUGGAGACCUACCAAGUACACCGAAAGCAAGGCCGGCGCAAAGCGCACCACCAGGGGGUCGAUUGCGCGCAGCCCAACUCCGAUCGAAACCCCUGGGAAGUGCUGCAUCAGCAGGCGAUGUAAAGCGCCCACCACGACUACCACGUCCAAAUUCAUUUGGUCUGGAGCCGGGACCAGUCGUCGGAUCGGAAGGCCGCUUAUCCGGUGCCCGUGAGUCGGCGACACCUGGAUCAUCCACGACCUCUCUCGGGCCCGAAGAGAUGCAAAAGAGCGUGCAACCGGGCUCCACGAGAAGCAUCAGAGCAGCUUCAGCAGUGUCGCUCACCGGGUCUACCGUGUCCGUGCGACAGUCUUCUUCUCUUUUGCACUCAAGACCAACGUCAGCAUCGGAUUACAGAAUAUCAGAUGCAUUGCGUACUGGCACACCCCCGCCGUUACUACCUCAGUCUCGCACAUCUAGUGCCCGUCGGGACUCGGUGGGUUCACUCCAUGCUUCGGGAUCCGAAGCUCGGUUUUCGCUACCUUCAUCACCACGUCCGAUGACUCCGCGAAUUUGAACAAGUUUCAUUUCUCCUCACACACCUUCGAUUUGUAAAUCGAGAUCUGUCUCGGACGCCCAAUAUAUGGGUUUAUUUAGCUCUUAUACAUAUACGAAUCCAACGGAGUAAGCACAGUAUGGGCCUAUGGUCUCGGUGGGCGGAAUUGAACCCUUUUGCACCUCUUCGCGUGACGUACAGUCAACGGACAUAAACCUGUGCACCCCCUCUAAUUGAAAUCAAAGUCGGUCACUCACGUGAAUUUGGCGUUGCGGCAGUCGCU